AUGGAGCCCGGGCGGAACUGCACCAUGGCGAACUUCACUUCUGUCAACUGCACGGCCGGAAAUGUCACCACGGCACCGCCGCUUCCAUCCCUACCCCUCAUCUUCGCCACAGCUUUUCCUGAAAGCGUCCCACAGGUGGUGUACCUACUGACGGUCCUGGUCCUGUGCCUCCUGGGGAACACGGCGGUGAUCGGGACCGUGUGGCUGGACGAACGGCUGCACGAGCCGCCCAACUUCCUCCUGUCUGGUCUCUGCGCGGCGGACAUCUUGUACGACCUGCUCAUCGUCCCUGUCAUGCUUAAUGUGUUGUUCACCCGACAUUACACGUUUGGACAGACGGCGUGUGAUAUCAUGGCCUUCUUCCACAUCCUGUGUACCUUCUUCUCCAUGAUGAUGACCGGCGCUAUCUCCUUCGAGCGGUACCACUUCAUCUGCCACCCCAUGCAGUAUCACAACAAGUUCACAGGUCGGCGGAUUUGGGGCCUGCUCUCGGUGUGUCUGUCAGGAGCCACCCUGACGGCCUGUUGUAUGCUGCCGUUCCUGCGCUCAGACCCGCCCUUCUUCUACCCCGCCCCCAUGUACUGCGUCAGCCACGCCAUACUGUCGGGGGUGGUGGGCUGGAUCUUCUUCAUGGCCGCUGGUUCUCUCGCUACAUACUCCCAGGUGAGGAUCUACCUGGAGGCACGCCGACACCUGCGCGCCAUCCAGGCCGGCAACAUCAGCGGCCACUCGGCGGAGGACUUUCGGAAGAAGAUCAAGAGCGCGGUGACCACCACGGCUGUCGUCGCCAUCUGGUGGCUGUCAGAGUUCCCCCUCAUCACUGUGGAGACCAUCCUGGGCGCGGCGCCGCACGUCACCUCGGUCGGCUGGCAGGUGACCCACCGCGUUAGCCGGUUCGCCUACUUCAUCUCCACCUGCAGCAACCCCAUCGUGUUCGCCUUCAGGAACAGGCAGUUCCGACACGCCUUCAAGAAGCUGCUGCGGCCACAGGCGGUCCACAGCUUCAACUGA
Branchiostoma belcheri (Belcher's lancelet) is the source of this 1011-nucleotide messenger RNA. RefSeq names its product adenosine receptor A2a-like. Gene Ontology annotation, cellular component: membrane. The coding region runs from base 1 to 1011 and encodes 336 amino acids. Gene Ontology annotation, biological process: G protein-coupled receptor signaling pathway. The transcript is spliced from 6 exons. NCBI's taxonomy places the organism in Eukaryota, Metazoa, Chordata, Leptocardii, Amphioxiformes, Branchiostomatidae. The record is from RefSeq and is a predicted model, not a curated record. Gene Ontology annotation, molecular function: G protein-coupled receptor activity.